Messenger RNA from Polyodon spathula (Mississippi paddlefish), 1931 nucleotides. RefSeq names its product apolipoprotein L3-like. The transcript has 5 exons. The record is from RefSeq and is a predicted model, not a curated record. Lineage: Eukaryota; Metazoa; Chordata; Actinopteri; Acipenseriformes; Polyodontidae. Gene Ontology annotation, cellular component: extracellular region; membrane. Gene Ontology annotation, molecular function: lipid binding. Gene Ontology annotation, biological process: lipoprotein metabolic process; lipid transport. Bases 72 to 1304 code for a protein of 410 amino acids.
GUCAGAGGACACAAGACAAGAGGACAUAGGACAGGAGGAACGGGGGGACGUGUAAACCUUCACCGACAGAAAUGAGAAUGGGACAGCAAGCUGGGAAAAGCAAGCUGCAGGGUAAGGCCGUGGACAGGACUAGUGGAGAAGGAAGAAACAGCACUGAAUAUAAAUGGACUAACACCAGUGAAGAGCUACUAGAAUCGGAGGACAGCAGCAUAGAGGCUGAAGACCUCAGCAGUGACUUGAUUGAGCAGUUUAUCCAGCUGUUCAGCGAAAAGAAGCUGGCGAUUGAAGGAUACCUCAAGCAGCUCAACGAAAUAGCUGACGGGCUGGAUGAAGUUAACAAGAAUUCUGCCAUCGCUAAGACUACAGGGAGCUGUGUUAGUGUAGCCGGGGGGGUUAUGACCAUUGCAGGGUUGGUAUUGGCUCCUUUUACAUUGGGAGCCUCCACUUUACUGGCAGGAGUUGGGCUUGGCGUUGGUGUGCUAGGAGGAGCCACAGCUGUCGGCACAGAAAUAACCAAGGCAGUCAUCGAUGGAGGCGAAAACGAAAAAGUAGCAGAAAUACUAAAAAACAUCGAGUCCGCAAUGAGCCAGCUUGAUAAAUCAGUGGGGAAGGCAUGUCACACAGUUUCCAAAUGGGAUGAAAAUGGUUUCGAGAAGAUUGUAAAAGCCACUGGUCAACUAGGAGUUAAGGGUGCCAGCGCUGCAAGCGCCCUGUCCAGAGUUGUACGAGUGUCCCUCUCCAAAGGGGCCAGGAUAGCAGGAGGGGUCGUUGCUGGAGUGUUUGUGGCUCUGGAUGUCUAUGACAUAGCGAAGAACUCCAUCGACAUUCACCAAGGAUGUAAAAGCGAACGCGCAAAAGAGAUUCGCAAGCUGGUGGAAACCACAAAGUCAGAUCUAGCGGAACUGGAGGACGUCUGUUCAGAUAUGAAAAAGCUCCGUGAGCUGCGGGAAGCAGACUUGGACAGGACUGUGAGGAGGAGGAGACACGGUUCUGAAUGUGAUUUAACUGAUCUGACUGAAGAGCUGGAGAAGGAACCACAGGGCAGCAGUUUGACCAUGGAGCUGGACCCUGAAAAUAGGAGGACCAGGGAAAAGGAAACCAGGGAACUUCCAGUAGUUGCUGAGGCUGUUUUUCCAGUCCGGAUCAUUGCUAAAGUGGGGGCUGCAUUGGGCUUGAGCGUUUUGGCAGUAUUGGCUAUACUGUCCACAGAAGACCCAAUUUCUGUAGGAGUCAUAGUGUUAAUGUUGCUUCUGCUGGUGUUGCUGGUGUGUUUGACUGUACAGCUGUCAUGGCAGAUACAGUGAAUUAGACAGUUCUGCCAGCCAAGCACAUGUCCACAGCAACUUCACUCUUCAAGAAUGAAAAUAAGACAGUUUGAUCCAUUCCUGGUUUUGCUAGGAGUUUAAUGAGACACAACUGAGCUUGUGGCUAUUCACGCCCCUAAUAAAACUUGGAGUGGGUGAAACUACUAUGCAAAAUGAGUCUCAUUUCCAUACCUGUAUUAGUAUUAAUCAUAUUAUAAAUAUUGGUUUAAUAUUAUCAUUCAUUCACCCUCGUAUUUUCUGAUUUUAAGAUAUAUACAUCAGAAUAAAUUACAUCAUACAUUUGAAUAGUAUUUAUUAGCAAUAAGACUGUGGUAACUAAUAAUAAGUUCGCUAUGCUGUAAGAUGAAUACUACUAUGCAAUCUGUAUGGGCACUGUUUAAGAGUGGGGCAUUAUAACCUCAGAUUCAGUUUAUGUUGGAUAUCCUACUGCAGGCUGACAUGUAAUGAGUUAUGAUGUAUAAUCUAAAUCUAAGCACAACUGUGUUCUGUUUUGUAUACCUUGUGGUUUGUUAAAUAUAUUAACUAUUGUAGUUUUUUUUAGCAGAUAAACAUUGUACUUUAAUAUUGGUGCUCAAAUAAUGUCAUAUUCAAUAAAAACAAAACUUG